Hyaena hyaena (striped hyena) is the source of this 2074-nucleotide messenger RNA. It is a transcript of the gene GCKR, whose product is annotated as glucokinase regulator. Gene Ontology annotation, biological process: response to fructose; glucose homeostasis; negative regulation of glucokinase activity. The transcript has 19 exons. Gene Ontology annotation, molecular function: enzyme inhibitor activity; fructose-6-phosphate binding; enzyme binding. NCBI's taxonomy places the organism in Eukaryota, Metazoa, Chordata, Mammalia, Carnivora, Hyaenidae. The record is from RefSeq and is a predicted model, not a curated record. The coding region runs from base 1 to 1878 and encodes 625 amino acids. Gene Ontology annotation, cellular component: nucleoplasm; cytosol; mitochondrion.
AUGCCAGGCACAAAACGUUUUCAACAUGUGAUUGAGACCCCAGAGCCUGGCAAGUGGGAGUUGUCUGGGUAUGAGGCAGCCCUGCCAAUCACAGAGAAGUCAAACCCACUGACCCAGGACCUGGACAAAGCAGAUGCUGAGCAAAUUGUUCGAUUGCUGGGGCAAUGUGAUGCUGAGAUCUUCCAGGAGGAGGGGCAAGUCAUGCCCACGUACCAGCGACUGUAUAGUGAAUCGAUUUUGACCACCAUGGUACAAGUGGCUGGAAAAGUUCAGGAAGUGCUGAAGGAGCCUGAGGGGGGGCUGGUGGUGCUGAGUGGAGGGGGCACCUCCGGCCGGAUGGCAUUCCUCAUGUCGGUCUCCUUUAACCAGCUGAUGAAAGGUUUAGGACAGAAACCUCUUUAUACCUAUCUCAUUGCAGGAGGUGACAGGUCUGUGGUGGCAUCUAGGGAGGGGACAGAAGAUAGUGCUCUGCAUGGGAUUGAGGAACUGAAGAAGGUGGCUGCUGGGAAGAAGAGGGUGAUUGUCAUUGGCAUUUCGGUGGGACUCUCUGCUCCCUUUGUGGCAGGCCAGAUGGACUACUGCAUGGAUAAUCCAACGAUCUUCUUGCCAGUCCUGGUUGGUUUCAACCCCGUGAACAUGGCCAGAAAUGACCCCAUUGAAGACUGGAGUUCAACAUUCCGACAAAUAGCAGAACGGAUGCAGAGACUGCAAGAGAAACAGGAAGCUUUUGUGCUCAAUCCUGCAAUUGGGCCCGAGGGCCUCAGUGGCUCAUCCCGGAUGAAAGGUGGAAGCGCUACCAAGAUCUUGUUGGAAACCCUGUUACUGGCAGCACACAAGACCGUGGACCGGGGCAUUGCAGCAUCUCAGAGACACCUUCUGGAAAUCCUGCGGACAUUUGAGCGGGCUCAUCAGGUGACCUAUAGCCAAAGCCCGAAGAUCGCUGCCCUGAUGAAGCAAGCCAGCACCAGCCUAAAGAAAAAAGGCCGAGUGUACCUGGUUGGUUGGCAGACCCUCGGCAUCAUCGCCAUCAUGGAUGGAGUGGAGUGCAUCCACACCUUUGGUGCUGAUUUCCAAGAUGUCCGUGGUUUUCUCAUUGGUGAUCACAGUGAUAUGUUUAACCAGAAGGCUGAGCUCAUCAACCAGGGUCCCCAGUUCUCCUUCUCCCAGGAGGACUUCCUGACUUCCAUCUUGCCAUCCCUCACUGAAAUCGACACUGUGGUCUUCAUUUUUACCCUGGAUGACAACCUCACGGAGGUGCAGACGCUGGUGGAGCAGGUGAAAAAGAAGACUGCUAACAUCCAGGCCUUGGCACAUAGCACUGUGGGCCAGUCCCUGCCGAGCUCACUGAAGAAACUCUUCCCCUCCAUCUUCAGUAUCACGUGGCCACUGCUUUUCUUUGAAUACGAAGGGAACUUUAUCCAGAAGUUCCAGCAUGAGUUGAGCACCAAGUGGGUGCUGAACACUGUGAGUACGGGGGCCCACGUGCUUCUUGGGAAGAUCCUCCAGAACCACAUGUUGGACUUCCGCAUUCGCAACUCCAAGCUCUUCUGGCGGGCGCUGGCCAUGCUGCAGCGGUUCUCUGGACAGCCCAAGGCUCGAUGCAUCGAAACCCUCCUCCAGGUGAUCCACUUUCCUCAGCCGCUGUCGGAUGAUACCCGGGCUGCUCCCAUCUCCUUCCAUGUCCAGGUUGCACACGAGAAGGAACAGGUGAUCCCCAUGGCCUUGCUGAGCCUCCUAUCCCGGUGCUCCAUCCCCGAGGCACAGGUGCAACUGGCUGCAGCCCCCUCUGUCUGUGAGGCUGUCAGGAGCGUCCUCACUGGGCCAGGUCGGAAGCGCAGCGCAGACCCUCUGGAAACCCUAGAGCCUGCCCUGCAGUGAACUGGUGUUUCUGGGCGUGUGAAGCCCAUGGAGGCUUGUUGGGCUGGCAGCACUUGUGGUGGGAGGGGAAGCCCAAUCCCCAGGGCCACCCGCAGCAGGGAAAGGAAUCUCUAUACUCUCUACUUUGGGGGAGUUCUUGCUCUUGACCCAGUGGUUCCCAUUUUCACUGGCAUGUUCUGAUUUCAGAAAUAAAACU